UGGGGUUUGGGCUACUCAGUCAUUGUAUGUGUGUGUCUAUGUUUAUAUAAUGUAUGACCAUACGUCAACUGACCGAUGAUCUAAUCAGAUCCUCAACGCAUGACCUCCAACCAAAGUUGUGGAUAUUCCAAUACAGAAUGACAUCAAUAUUACUCCCUCUGUGCAGGGGGAAUAACAAGGACAGUGGCUUACAUCAGCUGAUGGGGAAAUGUCAGAUUUUCACUUCUCCAUCACACUUGUCUUCAUGAUGGCAUGAUGAGAUUCACUAAAUGUGUAUUGUAUCACGACCUGGUUGACUCCCAAGGAUAUAUUCAAUACCUAUUAAUGUCAGUUGUUUGACUGUACAUGGAUUUGGCAACUAUUGUCUAUUCUUAGUUUAGGAGUUUAGAAGACAGUUCACUGCUUAAGCCUUUGAUUAUAAUCCAUUAUCUCCUCACAUUCAGUAUGUGCAUUCAGGUGCUUGUGCACAAUGCAGUCUCUACAGAUGGGAGGCAAAGUAACCCUGGUCAUGGUCUUGUUGCAAAGUUUAUUUACCAGCUGUCUUUUUGCAUUUGUGUCAUCUAUUUGAGCAUUUUUCUGUUAAAGAGGUUUGGCCAGUGAGAGUCCCAGAUUACGAAACCUCAUGACUCACUUCCACUGUCAUUGUAUAAAAAGAGAGAUUGUUUCUCCCCAUGACAUGACAUUCACACACUCGAGCACAGCGUUCUUGCAAGGAGUUCCUGCAUCUGUAGUUAAAUAUUAAACAAUCUGUUGAAAUUCUGAGCAAGCACGUUGUGGAUUCUUGACCUAGUGACUAACCUAGAGAUUAACUAUAAGACCAGAAUGGGCAGUAAAAUACUCAGCGGCUGUUUGACCGUGCUUGUGGCCUGCUUGGUCAUCACAGAUGAGGAGGGUGUAUGCGAAACUCACCCUUUAUAAACUCUACAUCAGGUAUGAGCCUGCAAGGGGCAGGAGUGGAGCCUCGUUGCCACUGCAUCGGCACAGAGAGCCGGCGCAUUGGGAAACUGAUUGCGAGGGUGAAGAUGUUUUCCCCAAGCCCUCACUGCAAAGACACUGAAGUCAUUGCCACCUUAAAGGAUAGUGGGAAAGAGAUCUGCUUGGACCCCAGUGCUCCCUGGGUAAAAAAGGUCAUUAACAACAUCUUGUCGAGAAACCAGAGAUGAAAUCUGUUCCUACAUGAAGACAACUAAACGUCCUGCUACAACACUGUCCAGUUCUAAGUGUGUGAUGGCUGUACUCAGGAUAAACUGAAAUGGUUUGUUAAAACCCAGGUGCAGUUUACAAGACCCAAUGCUUGGAAUAUUUCUGUACUUACUGUAAAUGCACUCAGAGUGAAUGUUGAACAUGUACGGUUCAUGAAAGGCUUAGCAAAACAUGGAUGUAUUGCACCCUCUGUUGGUGAAGUAAAAGAAGUGAAAAGUGUCCACCUGGGUCAAUGAACACUGAGUACCAAGACAGAAAAGCAUGAAAACAUUCUGUAAUCUUAAGUGCUUCUUCACAUGUCUGAGUCUCUUCACUGUCUCCUUUAACAUCAACCAUAGCUAUGUAACACAAGUCAAUAUAACACCACAGUACUAAUUGGUCAGUAGGGUAAUAUAAUGUUACAAUUGACACCAUAUUAUUUGCUGUAUCUGAACUUGCAUGCUGUCAUCUGAAACCUGAAAAUAAAUUCAGAUUGUGGCUAUUUUGAUGUUGACUUUACCCAGUCUACACUGGGCGUAUCUAAAAAAUGUGCCCUCUCUUGGUUGAUAAGAGGAAAGGCUGCAGGUCAGGAGAUUUUUAUCAUAUAACAUCACUUGUCAGAAUAAUCUAUCUAAAUCUAAAAUAAAUUAUAAUUUUUCAGAAUAGGUGGUUGUGUUAUUUCUAUGUAGCUUUUGUGUAGCCUAAUGCACAUUAUGUACAACCCCAAUUCCAAAAAGUUGGGACGCUGAGCAAAAUGUAAAUAAAAGGCCGAAUGUGA
Alosa alosa (allis shad) is the source of this 1960-nucleotide messenger RNA. RefSeq names its product permeability factor 2-like. Gene Ontology annotation, molecular function: chemokine activity; CXCR chemokine receptor binding. Bases 897 to 1163 code for a protein of 88 amino acids. NCBI's taxonomy places the organism in Eukaryota, Metazoa, Chordata, Actinopteri, Clupeiformes, Clupeidae. Gene Ontology annotation, biological process: cellular response to lipopolysaccharide; antimicrobial humoral immune response mediated by antimicrobial peptide; inflammatory response. Gene Ontology annotation, cellular component: extracellular region. The record is from RefSeq and is a predicted model, not a curated record. The transcript has 4 exons.